This is a messenger RNA of Lactuca sativa (garden lettuce), 2841 nucleotides long. RefSeq lists its product as uncharacterized. NCBI's taxonomy places the organism in Eukaryota, Viridiplantae, Streptophyta, Magnoliopsida, Asterales, Asteraceae. The record is from RefSeq and is a predicted model, not a curated record. Gene Ontology annotation, cellular component: cytoplasm. Gene Ontology annotation, molecular function: protein binding.
GCUCUUAUUCUAACAAACUCACUCAUCGCCGUACAUCUUCCCUGCAAAUCUCAGCCAACCAUUGCCAAACCCUUUUUCCUCUCAUAAUCAAAACUCUAUCUUUCCUUCAGCCUUCACCGCUGCUAUUUAUUUUUUCAUAUUCGUAUUCCAUUCUUUAUCUGCAAAAAGCUUAAUCACAUAUCUUCAAAAUCAUCGAUCUAACACCCUUCUCCCAUAAUCUUUCACCUUUUUCUAUCACCCAGCCUUUUUAUAAGAACACCAGACCAACUUUAGAGGAAAAAAGAACUUGAGCUUUUACGACAAAUCUGGCUAUAAAGAGGCAUUUUUUGUCUCUUACGCAUGUCAAAAAGUGGGAUCCAAUAGGACCCAAAGGAGUCGUUUCAGUCUGGCAGCUACAACAACUUCAAACAGUUCUCGCACCACUAAACAGGUGUGGGUUGAAAAUAACAAUGAAGGAGGAGUGAUUCCACUUUGCGUUUUGAGAAGAUCAAGAUCAUCACACAUCUGGAGAUUGAGGCGUGUUUCAGUUGGCUUAUCACUUGACUACGGCUAACACCACUCACUACUUCUCAAUCUCAACUCAACUACUUAUAUAAACCAUCUUACCUUUGUUUCAAUCUUUUCAUUCCAUCUUCAUCUUCUAGAUGUAGUUGAUCACUGAGUUCGUUGUCUGUGGCUAUACAUUUGACAUAUAACUCAGUAUAAUCCAAAUCAACCCAACCCAACCCAACCUUACCUAACCAGUUCCAACAAGAUGUUUCGGUUUUCAUGCUUUCAUUCUCCCACUCAUGCUCAGAAACCCAAGAAAACGGUUCAAUUGCCUACGGAAGCAAUGCAAAAAACAUUGGAAGAUUACCAUGUAAAGCAACCGAAGAAAGAUCCUGUCUCUUUAAAAGAAUCUCCUGAAGGCAAAAAUGCUACUUCAUCUCCCUCUUCCAUGGUUCAAGAUUGGAAAUCUGAAGGACUUAAAAGCACAAAUGACAACUACAGUGAAGAUGGACACCAAAUAAAAACAAUGAGGAAGAGUGUGUCUCUAGGAACCGGCCUAGCACACUAUCAAGACAUGCCACCUGGCGAUGAGUCAUCAUCUUCUCAUAACAAUCAUAGUGAUUCCGGAGGUCAAAAUGACGAAAAAGAAGAGUAUCAUAAUGCUCAGUCUUCAAUUUCUCCUCAGAUAAGUUCAAAUUUGGUUAACCACACAUCGGAACUUUCGCCGGAAAAUUCCGAGAUUCGAUUUUCUGGCGAAGGUACCGCCGGUUCUGGCAGCCAGACACCACCGUGUACUACUCCACAUGCUAUUGUGAAAUCAAAUUCAUUGCCAUAUUUGCAUUCGGAUCACUCAAAUGUUGUUCAUCAAUCUCGAUCUUCUGAGGACUUGAAGGCAUUCGAUUCAAGACCAGACAAUUCCGAUAACAAUUCCGGCGAAAUCUCGCCGGAAAAUGACAGUGAAGGUCAUGAUGAUAAAAUUGAUGGUGAUGAUGGUUAUGACUAUGUGGGUUCUGCAAAAGACUGGAUUGUCCCUGCGGUGGAUGAACUAGGGAAGGGUAAAAGCGUCCAAGAAGAUUAUUCAGAUUGUCGGUGGGAGGAAUUGCCUAAUGAGGAUUUCAAGAUUAAACGUAUUGAGAAAUGGGUUUUGGAUCUUCAACAUUGUUCUUCAUUGGAAGAAACAAAUGUUGUUUCGGACAUUAUUGAUCAACAUGGGCAAAAUGGUAAAAGUGUUGUCUUGGAUCCCAUGGCAGCUUCGAAAAAUGACGCAAAAGCCCUUUUGGGUAUGGAUGCUGCUAAGAGAUAUAUUUCUAGUUUGGGUGCUUCGGCCACAUCAGCACAGCUUUCAAACCAUGGAUUAGUUGUUAUCCCUUUUCUCAGUGCUUUCACAAGCCUUCGUGCACUUAAUUUGUCAGGAAAUUCAAUAGUGAGGAUAACUUCAGGUGCACUUCCUCGUGGACUCCAUAUUUUAAAUAUUUCAAAGAACAGUAUUUCCACCAUUGAAGGUCUUCGAGAACUCACUAGGCUACGUGUACUUGAUCUUAGCUACAAUCGUAUUCUCAGAAUUGGACAUGGUCUUGCAUCGUGUUCUUCAUUAAAAGAACUGUACUUGGCUGGAAACAAGAUAAGUGAGGUGGAGGGUCUACAUCGUCUCCUAAAACUGAAUGUAUUGGAUCUUCGUUUCAACAAGCUGUCCACCACAAAAAGCCUGGGCCAGCUUGCAGCUAAUUACAACUCCUUACAAGCAAUCAGUCUAGAAGGCAACCCUGCUCAGAAAAACAUAGGAGAUGAACAGCUGAAGAAGUUUCUACUUGGUCUUCUUCCUCAUCUUGCUUACUUCAACAGACAAUCAAUUAAAUCUGGUACCAUGAAAGACUCGGCUGACCGAGCUGCCCGGCUUGGGAUUUCUGCUCAUCAGAUUGAACGUGGGGUAAGGGCGGAAUCGAAAAAGUCAACACAUGGAAGGAAAAGUCAACCGGCGGUGGGUCGUGGGCGGCAUGGGCGGUUGCCGCCUAGUGGGGUGAAGGUGACGGGUGAUAGGCAGCAGCAGUUUCAUGAUGCGAGUACGAGUCUUUUGAGCUUUAUGCCGGAUCUCGCGAUGAGAAGAGCUCAUAGUGAAGGGUUGUUGAGAGCUGUUUGAGAUUGGAGAAUAAUGGAAGUUUGAUGAUUUGUAUGUGUUUUUUUGUUUUGGAUUUGGAGUUUGGAGUUUGCAUUUGUGGUUGUUUAUUGUGAUAUGAUUGUUUUCAUUUCUGUUGGUUUGGGACAACAUUGUUUUGUUUUAUUUGGAUUGGAUGAUUGUUUAUUUAUUUGAUACUUCUGAUUGGAAAUCAAGCAUUGAAAAUUGAAAAUUCUAAA